GGGGAUUUAGUGAGUUUGGGGCCAAACGUUUGGGGAAUUAUCUUCGAGGCUUGUUGGCAACACGGGCACAGCUUUCUCCAGAAUCCAUCAAAGCCUGUUUGUACAUGAGCCAAAGCAAUUGCUUGUGAAUGACGUCAGUAGUUCUCUCUCUCUCUCUCCUAACUCCCACCUCCUCUUUAGGAGCUGAAUAUUAUGAUCUUGCCUUUGCCAGUUUCCCAUCCCCUGCUGGUCAAGGAACUUGUGUAUCAAUUCACGGAGUUCAUGUUCCUGUGUGACUUGAAUUGUGCUGCUAUUUGGACAGAUGAUCUUUGACCGAUGAUGAGUUGUUUCUACCUUUUCUCCAGGGAUUCCAGUAAGCCUUCUUAAAAGCCUGAUUGAUUACCAGAUAAUUCUAAUUAAACCACAUACAGCUAUCAGCCAAGAUUGGAUGUCAUGACAUGCCUCACGUUAAAGCUGUAUCACCGAUGUACCAUGAUACUGUCGGCCAAUUUGUACCCUUAGGUCCAUUUUGUACUUGCCGCUCCCAGUGGUUUAAAGUUGGAACUUGUCAUCCUUUUUAAUUCAAAGGAAACUGCUCCAUUCUGUUCUGUCAUAUUCCGUAUUUAAACCUAUAUAGACUUCUAAAGGUAUUUAAUUACGGCUUUUUAGCUGAUCCACAAAAUAUUUCAGUAGCACACACAGUAUUUCAAGUGGGGCGUUCACCAGCAACUGAUGGUGCUGAAAAUGUAUUCCUUCUAAAAAUGAAGUUUCAUUCCUUGGCCCAAACAUUGGUUGUGCUGCUUCAUUUGCCCUGACUUUUGGAGCUUAAUUCUGCCUUCUGUUAACUAAAAUAAACGUCUUUUUUUCCCCAAAAAAUGUAUCUGCUAAUUGAAAAAAAUGGUUGUUAUAUCUUGCAAUGCUUGCAAACAUCUGUAAUGAAUUUCCUACUUUUAUGGCUUACUUGUGAGCAGAAAAUCUUUUCUUUCUCUCUGUCUCCAAUUCUGUAUUCAGGUAGGCUUUAGAUCACCUGAAUGUAUAAAUCAGUUCUACAGUAUUGCGGCUUCUUCGGAUCAUUAGGUGGUAAUAAGAGGUACUACUGUGUUGAUAUCCAGUGACUUUCCCAGUGGUUUCAUGUAGACACUGAAAAUCCAGAGUCCAAAUGACUGCAACACUAUGCCCAAAUGAUCCACAGGGAUAGUUCAGUGGAUAUCAAGAGAACAGCCAUUUCUUCAGUGCAAAUUGACUCCAACAACCUUCAAGUUUAUAUUUAUCUUCAGACCAGAUCCAAAAUGGAUCCAAAGAACUGCAUCAUUCAACAUUAGCUGGAAAUGAACCAUCAAAUGCUCUAAUACUUUCCCCAAGAAUUUGCAGUAAUAAAUUUACACAUUUAUAAUGCAUUUAUUUAAAAUGACUCUAUACUGAUACAACACAAAUGUUUCUGGAGCAGUGUAAAAAAACAAUGCCCCACUUUGGAUAUCUUUUCUUUCUAUUUUAAUUUCUCUUAAGUUUUAUUGUAUCCUAAAAUAAACAUCAAGAACAACAACAGUAAACGGAAACACUUUACCUAUUAACUGGUACUUGAGAAAACAAAUACUUUGGAAGUUAAACAUCAUAGUCCAUAUUCACACCUAUAAACAUAAACUCACAGGUUUAGUUGGAAAGAAUGUGAUGCCCUGACACCCGGAGCGCUUUUGCAGCUCAGAUUAACUUAACACUUUUGAUACUAAUGAGAAUGGGAAAAAUGACCUGGAGAUAAUGAACUAGAUGAAGUAUAUAAAAAUAUUUUCAGAAGGAGAACAAGACUACUUUUUUCCUCUCCAAAGUCACUGUGACAGCCGGCUAGAACGCUGCAAAGAUGAAUUGGAAGCAAGUGCUUUUUCUUGCCUAUCUCAUGACUCUUGUCCUUCUGAUUGUCCUUGAGGGAAGCAGCAGCAUGUCUGUAGGCUCCAAGUCCAUGGCUGUGGGUUCCAAGAAGGCAUCAAGUGGAGAAUCAAGCAAGGAAAGUCUGGAAAAGAGAGUCUUCAUGAAAGAAUCAGAUGCCUCUAACUUUUUCAAGAAGCGAGGCAAAAGGUCUACAAAAUCUAGAGACGAGCUCAAUGCGGAGACUCGCCAGAUGCUGGCAGCAGAUGAACAGAGGAGGGAGUACUAUGAGGAGCAGAGGAAUGAGUUCGAGAACUUUGUUGAGGAAGAGCGUGAUGAGCAGGAUGAAAGAAGCCGAGAACAGAUUGAGCAAUGGCGUGAAUACCACUAUGAUGGCCUCUAUCCACCAUAUCAAUACAAUCGGCACAUUGUCUAGAGCAAAUGUGGAGAACUGUGCCAAACAAUAAAAAUGGAAGUAUCUGCUGAGGGCACUAUUGACAGGACUAACAGCAAAGCACUAUUUGAGCCUAUAAUAGAUCUUCUGUAAUGAAUCUACUUCAUCAACAUAUCUCAUAUCAUCGAAUUCACUGAUAGGUACUGCUUUGCUUUGCAUUAUGAAGGAAUAGUAUGUAGAAGCCUUCAGACCUUGAUGCACACAGGGCAAAUUAAUGCAGAUUUUUCAGAUUUGUAUAUGUAUAUAUAAUGUAUAUGAGCAACUCUGUUUAGAGCAAGUGGGCAAUCAUUAUUUCAAAACAAUCACUAUACUGUAUAUUGAGGGAGUCACUGAAAACAAAGCCAGCUUGUGCUAUAACUAGAGUAUUUUAAAUGAUUUUAGAAUGCAGAGCAAAAGUUAAUGUUUUAGCAUUUUUGCAUCUGAUGAAGUGGGAGUCAGUUCAUGACAGUUUAUGCCAAAUAAAAUGUGCUGGUCUUCUAAGGUGCCACAAGACUUUUUGUCAUCGGAAUAUACAUUAUUAAAAAUAUUAUUAAAAUAUUUUAGCUACUUCAAUUGCUUUCCUUUGUUACUCUACAUGCAUUGUUGUUGUUGUGUGCCUUCAAAUCAUUUCUGACUUAAGGGGACCGUAAAGCCACCACG
Molecule: messenger RNA, 2932 nt
Organism: Sceloporus undulatus (fence lizard)
Lineage: Eukaryota; Metazoa; Chordata; Lepidosauria; Squamata; Phrynosomatidae
Gene: UCMA
Product: upper zone of growth plate and cartilage matrix associated
Exons: 6
Coding region: 1835-2275 (146 amino acids)
Biological process (GO): regulation of osteoblast differentiation; embryonic skeletal system development
Cellular component (GO): extracellular matrix
Source: RefSeq, a predicted model, not a curated record